AUGGCCCGGGCGCGGCGCACCCGCCCACCCCCGCGGGAAGCGGCCGUCGGGCUGCGCACCCUGCCCGGCGCCCCGCGCACUCGCCUCGGCGCCCCCAGCCCCGUGCGGCCACCGCCGCGGAGCGGCACGGGGCACCCGGCCAUGGCGGAGCACCCGGGCACGGCGGAGCACCCGGGCACGGCGGCCCGCCGGCUGCGCCUGGGGCUGGGGCUGGGGCUGGCCUGGCUGCUGAGCCUGCCGGCGGCGAGCGGCCUGCCCCUGGUCCCCGCGCCGCGGGACGGGGUCCUGGCGGCCGCCCUGCAGCGGCUGCGGGAGGUCUUCGACAUCGAGGCGCUGCCGCCCGACGUGCUGCCCCGCAAGCGGCCGCCCCAGUUCAUGGUGGAUCUCUUCAACGCGGUGGCCGACGCCAACGGCAUCAGCCGCGCCCCGGGGCUGCUGGAGGGCGACGUGGUGCGCAGCUUCGAGGACCGAGUCCCCCUGGGCGCGGACCUGCACCGCUUCCACUUCGACGUCGGCGCGGUGGAGAGGAGCGAGCGGGUGCUGCGGGCCGAGCUCCGCGUCUUCGGGCUGCGGCGGGGCCGCGCGGCGGGGGCCGGCGUGAGGCACUUCUGCAAAGUGGAACUGUAUGAGCUUUUGGAGAAUGGAAGUAAGCCACAGAAAAGACAUCUCAUUGCAUCAAGAUUGUUGUCCAUGUACACAGAAGGCUGGGAAGUAUUCAACGUCACGGAGACAGUUUCCAAGUGGGUUGGAAACAGCAGCUGCAACCAUGGCUUUUUGAUAACUACAACACAUGUAUUCAACAACAGAAUUGAGCACAACGUGGUUAAGUUUGCUAAGAGCCAGGGUGCUUUGCAGGCGACUAGAAAUGCUUUCCUUGUCCUCUUCACCAACAGUAACAAACGGAGGUCUUCCAGCUUUGCGCCCUCUUCCACAAAGAUGAACCCUGACAAAAAUGAUGCUUCACACAUGCCUCGUGAAACUCAGAUCAUCGAAAGCAGCAGUGCAAGCAUGAGCAGGAGACCUCGAGCUGCUGCACUCCCUUCUGCCGAAAGCCAGGUAACAGCAUGUCAUCGAAGGGAAUUCUACGUUGACUUCCAUGCUAUUGGCUGGUCAGGAUGGAUUAUUUACCCAAAUGGAUACAAUGCAUUUUCUUGCAAAGGAUCCUGUCUCUUCCCCUUGGGGGAAAGUCUAAAUGCAACAAAUCAUGCUACAGUUCAGUCCAUAGUCCAUACACUUAAACUGUCUCAAGAUAUUAGCACGCCCUGCUGUGUGCCAGAUGAAUUGAAGUCCCUCAAUCUUCUCUACUUUGAUGACAAAGAGAAUGUGGUCCUUAAAAAUUAUAAAGACAUGGUGGCAACAAGGUGUGGUUGUCAUUAGCAGGACCUCUUUUGUCUGCAUUUGGUGUGCACUUGGAUUCAGUUCCCCA
Molecule: messenger RNA, 1426 nt
Organism: Falco peregrinus (peregrine falcon)
Lineage: Eukaryota; Metazoa; Chordata; Aves; Falconiformes; Falconidae
Product: bone morphogenetic protein 2-like
Exons: 5
Coding region: 1-1377 (458 amino acids)
Biological process (GO): SMAD protein signal transduction
Cellular component (GO): extracellular region
Molecular function (GO): cytokine activity; growth factor activity
Source: RefSeq, a predicted model, not a curated record